AGGGUAUUCUUUCAUAUCGUUUGAACAUUGCUAUUAUUUCUAUCCGUUUGAACAUUGGAAUUUUCAUAGGGUGAUAAGAUGGAAGCGAUAGCAUCUGGACAAACAGCAUUGCGUGUGAACAACGAGUUGUGAACGGGCCAUGUAUACUACAUCAGAGGUAUUGGGUUCCAGCCGGCUGAAACACUGUUAAAACGAUUGUUACACAAUGAUUAUUACACCACCAUGCACUCUUGGACCCAAAUUGAUUUAGCUGGGCCUACCAUUUCCAUACCUAUGCUGCCAGACCGGUUCAUGACUUUCAGUUGUGUCGCAACACUGACAAACAGACAACUUGCAGAUGUAAUUGGGAUAGUCGUCUAUGUUAGCCCCGUCCGAUUCCUCCCGUCAACCAAUCGUAACACGCCAUGCCGAGAAGUCGUGCUGAUGAACAAUAGGUGGGAGUUCAUAUGUCUGCGCAUAUGGGACAAGCACGUGUCGCGCCACAUGAUGAAAUGGCGACGUGCCGAGCAGGAUAUGUCUAUCUUAUCUGCCAUCCUUUUUGAAGUCAGCACGGCACAAUGGGCUUUGAAAUCAACAGACAACAACAGCCAACUUGUUUUUGAUCCGGACACUCUCCUAGCUUAUUAUGAUCUUGCAUCUUUUCGUCAAACACUUCGCCCAGCUUAUAAUGUGUCCACUCUAAAACGUGUCAGGGCCUUUGUGCGACAAAGGCUCAAAAUGGGUUUGUAUGUGAACCUCCGAAUAUGGAAGGGCUUCAAAUCCGGGCGGCUUGCUCUGGUGGACUCGAACAUGUCUUUGGGGGCCCUUUGAAGGACAUAAUAUGAAGAUGUAAUAUGUUGCCCUUUCAAAGUUGUCUACUAAGUGAACUCUCUGUUCUCCAUCUCAUAAUGCCCUCGCACAUAUCAAAGGCGAUCUCAAUGUGUCCAGUUUUCACAUGAUGGGCUAUUAUGUUUCCAUCUUUAUUUAUUUGCCCUCUUGAUUAUCUUGACAUAAAAAAUAAUAUUAUGCAAGCUACUUUUAGAUUUCCAUUGCCCAUAGACAAUACAACUACAUAUUCAUAAAAGAUAUGUGAAUUACAUAAAUGAGAACACACUUGGCAUACAACUGAGACAAUCUGCAAUUCAGGAAUCUCUACUACAGAUAAAAAAAAGAUGGAAAAAUACA
Molecule: messenger RNA, 1164 nt
Organism: Lolium perenne
Lineage: Eukaryota; Viridiplantae; Streptophyta; Magnoliopsida; Poales; Poaceae
Source: RefSeq, a predicted model, not a curated record